Rotaria sp. Silwood1 is the source of this 918-nucleotide messenger RNA. The record is from the annotation of a GenBank genome assembly. NCBI's taxonomy places the organism in Eukaryota, Metazoa, Rotifera, Eurotatoria, Philodinida, Philodinidae.
AUGGUCAGUCCUGACUGUGCUAUUUACAAUUUGUUCAACGAGAGCUCGAGUAACUGGAAUAAAACUCAAUUGUUACCAUUAAGUCGAUUAACAAGUACAACAUCAUAUUCUGAUGAAAAUCCGCAUCUAUCAGUUACGGUCAGUAGUCAAGGCAAUGAUUCGGUAUUGCUAUCGAGCAAUCAUUUACAACGAAAGCUGACCCCCAAUGUAUCAGUUUCGAAAGUUCGAGUGGCAGAACGACCACUCAGUACAGCCAAUCCAGGCAUUAAAUCACCGAUUCUUCAAGCAGACGAUGAUGCAAUCAGCUGUUCUCGAAUUCAAUCGGGUACACGUGAUCAUGUAAAAGUAUCCCGCAUUAACUCAUGCGCAAAGGGGCGACGACGCAGUUCGUGUGGUUUAUUACCUUCGUAUAAUGUCCCAGAACCUGUUGAGAAUACGAAGUUGAGACGCAACAGCAUCGGAGCUGUUCAUCGUGUUCGAGUGAAUCGAGUGCCAACGGCACAAGUGACAAAAAAAGAUUCAUUGUUAUCACUGCAUCCUCGUCAAUCGAUUAUUGAUAGUACGAUUCGAUUGGAUGAUAUUGAUAGAGUUCGACAAUCGGCAUGUCCAUCAUCAAAGACUAAAGAAUAUAAAGUACAUGUGAAACAUGUACCUUCAGCUGGUCAAAAAAAGUCAACGAAUGAACAACGACCAUCGCAAAUUGAAACUAUCGAUUUGUCACUGUCUCAUCUCAUGUCACCAAAAUCAAGUAUUCAUGUUGAACGCAUAUCAGCAAGUAGAAAAAAGCUGAAAUUAAACAAGAACACUGCUCCUCUUGGAUCAAUUAUUGAAGAGAAACAGAAUAGCCAAAGACCCCAAACAGCACACGCUUAUUCGAAUAUUAAUGUUACAAAAAUACCACGAAAAAACACCUCUUAA